CUCAAGAAGAGUGGAGAGGAUAUACCGUUAAUAUCCCUACUUGUCCGAACCCCCCAAACCCCAAUGCAUCUCUUCCCGUCUUUUAGCCGAAACUCGCUGCCCUUUUUCGUCAUUUCACCAAGCAGCAGCUGCUCCACUCCUCCUCCGCGGCUCCGCCUGAGAUUCACCACUCCACCCUCCAAUCCGAAUCCAAUGAAAAAGCAGAGCGACUUUUCCGAUUGAAUCCAAAAAAAAGAAAAAGAAAGGAAAGAAUUGCGGGGCGGAGAGAAAUGGAACACCCAUUCUUCAUCAACGCCAACUCGAAUCGGGCGGAGGCGAUCAGAUGGUUUUCGAUCGCAGAGAAGCUGCUGAACACGCGCGAUCUGCUAGGGUCCAGAUCCUUCGCGACCCGGGCCCGAGACUGUGACCCGACCCUGUUGCAGGCCGAGCAAAUCAUCGCCAUAGCCGACACCCUGCUCGCCGGCGAGAAGCGGAUUAACAACCAGCACUGCGACUGGUACGGCAUCCUCCAAGUCCCUCCCAACCAGCGCCACGACGGCGACUUCAUCGCCAAUCAGUACCACCGCCUCGCCCUCCUGCUCAGUCCCAACAAGAACAACUUCCCCCUCGCCGAUCAAGCUUUGCGCCUCGUCGUCGAGGCUUGGUCGUUGCUCUCUAACCGCUUCAGGAAGAGCCUGUAUGACGAAGAGAUCGGGUUCUUUCUCACCCUGAAUCAGGAACCGGCUCCUCCUCCUCCUGCUUCACAGCCCAGCGCGUUUAAUGUUUUCCCCAACUCGGGCAGGGAGCAACAGCAGCAGCAGAUGCUAUUUGCUAGCCGCGAACAACAGCCUAUGAGCGCCGGGCAAUCAUUUCUGACCUCUAUGCAGCAGCAACAGCAGCAGUCAAGUUCGAGCAGAGGACAGCAACCAGGAAUGUUUCUCAAUCGAGACCAACAGCAACAAGUUACUUCGAUCCCCUCCCUGAACAGAGACCCACAGCCGCCGGAGACCUAUAUUCCGAGCUCCACUAGAGAGCCGCAUAUGAUUUCCUUUGGGUCAAGCCCAGAUCGAGGAGAGCAACUACGUGCGGCUUCUGUGCAAGACCCCCCUCCUGACCAUCACAGGAACACGCAGCCACAAUAUGAGGGGUUUGUAGGAAACACUAAUGACAAUAUUUUUGGUAGUUCUAUUGAUGAUGAAGCAAACAAGGAGAAAGAAAUGAAAGUCGAUGAGCCUAAGAUUGACAUUCCUAGCUUUUGGACUGCAUGCCCAUAUUGUUAUCAUAUGUUUGAGUACCCUGAUGUAUAUGUCGACUGUACACUGCGGUGUCGCAAUUGCAGGAUGGCAUAUCAGGCCAUAGCAACCUCUUCACCUCCUCCCAUCAUUGACGGGAAAGAUGCUUACUUUUGCUGUUGGGGUUUUAUCCCAUUGGGGUUCUCUGUGGCAGAUUGGGAGAGAAAUAGGAAUCGAGCUACGAGCUGGAGUCCUUUCUCACCUAUGUUUACUUGUCCUAUAAAUGGAGGGAAGAAUGGGGUUAGUGGUGGGAAAACUGCAAAUUAUACUGCUGUGGGCCAGAAAGAUGGAAACUCUUCAGGUGGUUUUCAUAGUGUCAGAGCACCAAAAGGUGGUAGUGCUGGCCAAAAGAAUGUAACUCCAAGAAUGGAUGAUGGUGGUGGCCACCUUGGCAGUGGUGGCGGGUGUGGUGAAAAUGACGAGCCCGUAGACUCAGGUGGGGUAUCAAAUGAAGAUUGGCAUGAUGGUAGGGCGAGGAAGAAAGCAAGAAAUGUGAAUGAAAAGGGGGUAAAUGUAAUGACUCCUCCUAGUAGAAGUGUCCAAAAACAUCAGGCAGAAAAUGGGAAGAAUGGCAAUGGUAAUAAUACUACAGGUGGUAAAAAGUCACUAGAUGGUUUGCAAGUUCAAGGCGGUGGCCGUGUCACAACUGAGGCAACCAAGAAAGGUAUUGUGGGCAAUGCAAGGAGACAAUUUGGGAGAAUUGCCAGAGACUAUGGGAAAUUGGACCUGAACGUGGAGUUCAGUAAUGACGGUGAAGAUCAUCAGUAUGGGAUGGGUGGUCGUGGACAUGGAACAGGAAGGGGAGUGGAUGAUAACAUCGAGGGGAUUGGAUUUUUUGAAGGUCUUGAUGAGUUCCUAAGCAGUCUUCCGAUACUCAACGUGGUUGGUGAGGAUAAGGUGAAGGCUGCCUAGUGAGCCAGUCACCAUUUCUAUUGUUGUUAUAGUUGUAACUUUAGCAUAUUGCAUUUACAUCUUGUAUGUUUGUAGUAUUGAACCAGGUAUGGUUACUUGGUGCAUGACUUUGGUGUAUUAUUCCGUUGCAUAUUUUGCAGCAAAUCUAAUGUGUCU
Molecule: messenger RNA, 2339 nt
Organism: Cuscuta campestris
Lineage: Eukaryota; Viridiplantae; Streptophyta; Magnoliopsida; Solanales; Convolvulaceae
Source: the annotation of a GenBank genome assembly